AUGGCAGCCAACUCUCAACAAUUUGGCACUAGACUCGACACCACUUCUGGACCUGUUAAUGAACUAAAUGUUUCAUCUAUUGAACAACAACUUGCGAGUCUAACUUCUUUUAUUCGACAAAUGGCUGCAGAUGAACAAGUUAAUGCAGUAGGGAGCUUUCCUAGACAACCACAAAAGAAUUAUAAUCCUUACUUGAACACCUACAAUCCUCCUAAUCUUAGCUAUGGGAAUCAACAAGAGAAUCAACCAAACGUCCAACAAUAUAGGCAGCCAUAUCCUCCUAAACAACAACAGGACCAAACUUCAAGUUCAGGUAAGCCUUUAGAAGAUAUUGUUAAGUCUUUGGCCACUAACACUUUACAAUUUCAACUGCAAAUAAAACAAUUACAACAGGAGGCAAGGGCAAGUAUUAAAAGUUUGGAGAAGCAUAUGGGUCAAAUGGCAACCUCAAUCAGUAUGCUAGAAGUACAAGGUUCGGGAAAAUUACCCUCUCAAAUAAUGGUCAAUCCAAGGGAAAAUGCAAGUGCAAUCUUGUUGAUGAAUGGUAAGGAGGUUGAAAUUCCAAAGGCAACCCUUACAUCAUUAGAACAGAAAAACGAAAAAGAUGUCACUGAAGAAAAGAGUGUUCCCAACGAUAAUUGCAUACCUAAGCGUAAGUUUUCAUCCCUUUCUGAGUAUAAAUCGAUACCCCCUUUCCCUCGGGCUUUAGUAGAACCCAAGAAAGAUGAACAUAAUCAUGAACUUUAUGAAACUUUUCGUAAAUAUGAGGUAAACAUUUCAUUGCUGGAUGCUAUUAAACAAAUACCUCGUUAUGCUAAGUUUUUGAAGGAAUUGUGUACCCUUAAAAGAAAAGAGAAACUUAAAAAGUGUGAAAAGAUAAACGUAGGAAAAAAUGUUUCUGCAAUCAUUCAAAGAAAUCUCUCUACAAAGUGCAAAGAUCCAGGCAUGUUUAGCAUCCCUUGCACGAUAAGCAACACUAGGUUUGAAAAGGGCAUGUUAGACUCAGGAGUUUCUAUUAAUGUCAUGCCAUACUUUAUAUACGCUUCUUUAAAACUUGGACCUUUAAAUGAAAUUGGUGUUCAACUAGCUGAUAAAUCAAAUGACUAUCCUAAGGGUAUAGUUGAGGAUGUUCUAGUGAAAAUUAAUGAUUUGGUUUUUCCCGCUGACUUCUAUGUACUUAAUAUGGGAUAUAGUGAUCAAACUAUUCCCAUUUUGCUAGGAAGACCAUUCUUAAGGACAUCCAAAACUAAAAUAGAUUUUUAUAGUGGCAUGAUAACUAUGAAAUUUGAUGAUAAAAUCAGUGAAUUUAACAUUUAUGAUGCCAUGAAACAUCCUGAUGAAACUAACCCUGUUUAUUCUAUAAAAGUGAUUGAUAAUUUGGAACAAGAAGUUUUAGAACUUGAUGAAAACAAUGCAGUGAAAGUUGCCAUUGAUAAACAUAUUGAGGAUGUGAAUCAGGUUGCCCUCAAAUAUUGCCUUGUAGGAAACUAUUGUAGCAUUGAAUGCUUCUUCAAAGUCACAAAAGUCGGAUGUCGUAACGAUGGUGUUACUGUUAGAAAAUGUACUUUUUUUAUUGAUGGUCCAGGAAGUACUGGUAAAACUUAUUUGUACAAAGCAUUGCUUACUACAGUACGAUGUAGACAACUCAUUGCAAUGACAAUAGCAUCAUCUGGAGUAGCUGCUUCUUUAUUACCUGCUAGAAGAGCUGGCCAUUUGCGUUUUAAAAUUCCUCUUCGAACAAGUCCUGAUAUGCGAUGUUCGGCAUUAGUUAAGAAAUAUUACUGA
This is a messenger RNA of Olea europaea var. sylvestris, 1785 nucleotides long. RefSeq lists its product as uncharacterized. Lineage: Eukaryota; Viridiplantae; Streptophyta; Magnoliopsida; Lamiales; Oleaceae. Bases 1 to 1785 code for a protein of 594 amino acids. The transcript has 5 exons. Gene Ontology annotation, molecular function: DNA helicase activity. Gene Ontology annotation, biological process: telomere maintenance; DNA repair. The record is from RefSeq and is a predicted model, not a curated record.